Messenger RNA from Cicer arietinum (chickpea), 1021 nucleotides. RefSeq names its product embryo-specific protein ATS3A-like. Gene Ontology annotation, molecular function: protein binding. The record is from RefSeq and is a predicted model, not a curated record. NCBI's taxonomy places the organism in Eukaryota, Viridiplantae, Streptophyta, Magnoliopsida, Fabales, Fabaceae.
UUAUAAGCAUUAAUGAACCUUGUAAGGGAUCAGAAUAAAAGGUAAACGAAGAUUGACCUACCUACCUACCCACUUUUCUUGUUGUAGCUCAAUACAAUAAAAACAAAGCAGUGGUAGUAGUGAGACGAUCUUUUCUCUCGUCGACAGACAAACAAAAAUCAUGAAAGUUGUUACCUCAAUCUUCCUCCUCUCUUUUUGCAUCAUCGUUGUCUUCUCACAAUCAACGCCCAUAACCACUGAUCAUCAGCAACCUCAACCCAAUCCAUCUUUUAAGCCCAACCAAACCCAAAUUCAGAAUGCGGGUAGUAGCUCUUGUUCUUACACAGUGACCAUAAAGACAAGCUGCAGUUCCCCCUCAUAUACCAGAGAUCUUAUCAGUCUUUCAUUUGGCGAUGCUUAUGGCUAUCAGGUAAAUGUUCCAAGAUUGGAUGAUCCUAGUUCAAGGACAUUUGAGCGGUGCUCUACGGAUACAUUUGAGAUACACGGACCAUGUACGUAUCCAAUAUGUUAUCUGUAUUUAUACAGAAGCGGAUACGAUGGUUGGAAACCAGAGAGUGUGACCGUAUAUACGUAUAACUACCCGCCUGUUAGUUUUUACUACAAUACUUUUAUCCCUAAUGGUAUUUGGUAUGGUUUUGAUUAUUGUCGUCGUUAUUUACCAUCCACUGCCACUCAUGCUGCUGCACUCUAGUUUGUCAACCUUCUUUCUUAGUCCAUGGAUUAAAUAAUUCAACCCUCUUUCAUAUGUGAGCUUAAUGUAUCUUCUAUAAGUUCUUCAUGUGGGGUUAUAUAUAUAUAUAUACACACACAUAUUUGUGAGUUUCUUUCUCACUCUUAUGUUCUAUUUUGAAUAAUCUGGAGGUGUAUUUUGGAGGCUUUUUAGAAUAUAUAUAAGGGUGAGAAAAGAAGCCAUCCAUGUUUGUAGGUUCUAUGUGUAUUCCACAAUAAAUAUACUAUGCCAUAUUUUGAGAUACUAGUUGAUUUUGUUCAUGUAUUAAAUCUAGCUAAUAUUUAUCAUGUC